AUGAGGACUAUCAAGGGAGUAGGCGUGCCGUCAAUGCGCCUGGUUCUAUCCUACAUUUUCGACUGGAUCGUCAUCAUUGGAAUCGCUGCCAUCGCUGCGGGUUGGGAGUUUGUUGAACCCUUCCGACGACCCUUUUCCCCCGUCGACCUCAGCAUAUCAUACCCAUACCAGAAGAGCGAGAUGAUUCCAACAUGGCUCCUCGUUGUGUGCUCGCUCAUUGCACCUGCCGCGAUUAUCAUGAUUGUGUGCCUAGUCUUUGUUCCUGGACCCACGGCCUCGCGUGGAACCCCCAAGUCGCUCAUCUGGAGGAGGAAAUUGUGGGAGUGGCAUACUGGCUGGAUGGGACUUGCCCUCUCGCUGGCUACUGCCUUUAUGAUCACACAGGGCAUGAAGAACUUGUUCGGAAAACCGCGACCUGACCUCUUGUCGAGAUGCAAGCCAAACCUCGACCUCAUCCAAGACUAUGCCGUCAAUCGUAUUGGACAAGUCUUUGACCCUUCGUGGGUGCUUGUUACCUCUGGUAUCUGCACUCAAACCGACAAUGCCCUCCUAAAAGAUGGUUUCAAGUCCUUUCCCAGCGGUCAUUCCAGCUUCUCAUGGGCAGGUCUACUUUACCUCACCCUGUUCCUCGCCUCAAAGUUCUCAGUCACAGUCCCGCAUCUUUCACCCCGCCCGUACUCGACGAACCCAGCCCACACUUCGGCUAUCUCGCCAUCCAACCUUAAGAAGCAAUCUGUCCUCCCCCUCCACAAACAGGAGUCCGUCCUCUCAGCCAACACCGACGAAAGCGUAGUACCCAUCCGCUACCAAAACGCCGCACCGCCCGUCUACACUCUAGUCUUUGUUCUAGUCCCAGUAUGCGCCGCCAUCUACAUUACCAGCACGCGUUUCACAGACUUUCGACACUUUGGCUUCGAUAUGUUGUUCGGCACGCUAAUCGGCAUUACUUGUGCGUGGUUCUCGUUCCGAUGGUACCAUCUACCCAUCACACGGGGCGCAGGUUGGGCCUGGGGUCCGAGAAGUUACGACAGGGCGUGGGGGAUCGGCGUUGGCCGAGGCUCGUAUGUCGGCACCGAGGGAUGGAGUAAGACGGGUGUCAGUGAGACGGCGCCGAGGAGAGGAGACGCUCAGGCGAACGGACACAGCGUGGACGAUAGCGAGUUGGGCGUCCUGAAUAGGAACGGGGCGCCACAUGCAGGAACUGCAUAA
This is a messenger RNA of Pyrenophora tritici-repentis Pt-1C-BFP, 1209 nucleotides long. Its product is annotated as PAP2 domain containing protein. NCBI's taxonomy places the organism in Eukaryota, Fungi, Ascomycota, Dothideomycetes, Pleosporales, Pleosporaceae. Gene Ontology annotation, biological process: phospholipid metabolic process. Gene Ontology annotation, molecular function: phosphatidate phosphatase activity. The record is from RefSeq and is a predicted model, not a curated record.